Messenger RNA from Schistocerca gregaria, 6977 nucleotides. RefSeq lists its product as uncharacterized. NCBI's taxonomy places the organism in Eukaryota, Metazoa, Arthropoda, Insecta, Orthoptera, Acrididae. Gene Ontology annotation, cellular component: cytosol. The record is from RefSeq and is a predicted model, not a curated record. The transcript has 9 exons. Gene Ontology annotation, molecular function: L-galactose dehydrogenase activity. Bases 872 to 1915 code for a protein of 347 amino acids.
ACAAACUCCAUGAAACCUUUGACCCGAAAAGAUCUAUUUGUAAAUACUCGGUAGGCUUGUUUGCUUUCCGAACCGUGGUGGUGUUCGGUGCUCUAGCGUUACUGAUUUGAAAAAAGGGGUUAAGUAGGUGGCAGUGCUCUGAAUCACCGUUUCGUCAAAAGUUUACGUAUCUGGGAAUGGUAUACUUGGAGGUUAAACUGUUCGUUUUGAGGGAGAUACAGCCUCAUGAGGAGUUCUUCUGGUCAUUGAGGAAGAAAUUCGUCGAGAACGUAAAAAACAAAAUAAAACACCUGCAGGAAGCCUUUUCAUUAACUUACACACCCCGUGCUUUGUUUUGUAAGAAAGGAUGGAUCGGAAGAUCAUCGUUUACGAAAGUUUAGUAAUAUUGAGACAAAAAUAAUCCCUGUUCCCAUUUCCCACUCGAUGUACUUACCUGUUGUUUAUUUUUAAAGUAUUUCAAUAAGUGUGUAGUAGUUGAAUCUAGAGCACUGUAGUUAUUUUGAAUGCUGCAAGUAGGUUACACUUUUCCUAUACAUCGUUGUUUGUUGGUGGAAUGAUUAUUCGAUUUUUAAAUUUACAUCGGGUGUAUUUUUAAUCUUGCGGUCUGGCGCUAUAUACCUUCUUGAUCUGUAACAACUUGUUCUGCAAGGAAAAACAACAACAACACAUUUCAAAGGCAAUAUAUCUGCAGGUUCCCUUGGACAUAAUAGAGAAAAUGAAAAUCAGUUUUGAGUCUGAUUCUGGAAGAAGCCAGACAGGAAGCUACCCCCUGUGGUCACUGCUAAUUGAAUCAGCCGGUUGCAAAUACAGCAGCAAAAUGGCAUUUCUGCAAUGGACAUAAUAAACACCAGAGCACAAGACUCUGUGAGAAAUGCUGCCCCCAACUUACGUUCCGGGUUUCCACGAUGAGGAGGCCGUGAGGGCGAUGCGGUACAAUGACCUCGGCACGACGGGCCUCAAGGUGUCCCACCUGGGGUUCGGUAGCGGCCCACUGGGGAUAUAUGGGGAUUACCCUGAGGAGGAUGCGAUUGCGGCAGUGCGGGAGGCGAUCCGGCAGGGCAUCAAUUACAUCGACACGGCACCCUUCUAUGGCCUCGGGAGGUCUGAAGAAGUUCUUGGCAAGGCCCUGAAGGGCAUACCUCGUCAGGCGUACUACAUCGCCACCAAGGUGGGCCGCUACACUAUGGACCCGCGCACCAUGUUUGACUUCUCUGCACAGAAGACAAGGGAGAGCUUCGCGAAGAGCCUCAAACUGCUGCAACUGGACUAUGUGGACAUCAUACAGGUGCACGAUGUGGAGUUUGUUCAGAACCCAGAUGUAAUUAUCCGGGAGACUCUUCCAGUGCUGCAGGAGUUCGUGGCAGUGGGUAAAGCGAGGUUCAUCGGCAUCACGGGGUAUCCUCUCGAGCCGCUCCGAGAGAUCAUCGAGAAGAGUGCCACCGUGAAGGUGGACACAGUGCUGUCGUACACCAGAGACACUCUCGUAGAUGACACACUACAGCGGCAUCUGCCAUUCUUCAAGGAGAAGGGCGUGGGCGUGAUCUGUGCGGCAGGCACAGCGAUGGGCCUCCUGAGCAGUACGGGACCGCAGCCGUGGCACCCUGCGCCCCAGAAGCUGCGGGAUGCGUGCCGGGCGGCAGCAGACUACUGCAAGGAGAGGGGUGUCGAGCUCGCCCGACUGGCAAUGCACCACGCUUUGACGCGCGAGGGGCAGGCGACACACGUCGUCGGAAUCAACAGCACACAAAUACUGCGCUCCAACCUGCAGAUCCUGCGUGAUGGGCUGACUUCUACAGAACAAGAGGUGCUGCGUGACGUCCAAAAGAAGUUCUUCGCUCAGCUGCCGGUGCGCCACUGGGAAGGCUUGGAGCUGACAAUGCUGAGGGAAGAGUGGCGGAAGCUGGGGAUGCUAUGAGUUGCGAGGCCUCGCAUCGUGAAAUGCAGGGCAUUGAAAGCUGUUUGUGUUGCCUCUCUGCUGUCCAAACUAUCCCUUCAAAAAUUCACCGUCUGCUCCUCUGCCAGUGGCUGGUGCCUCUGUAGCUCGAACGUACUGCAGUCAGCGUCCUGAACGGGCUGAGCUCGACCAUCCGUCCAAGUUUCGGUCACACUCGAGUUGAUAUUUUUGAAAGUUGCUGUGUGGAAUGUGUAUCCUAUAUUUGUAUAAAUGUGUACUCGCACUGAUUGUCAACAGUAUGAAAGGGGAUCUCACUGUCAAAGAUGGGUCUUUUCACACUAGACAGAACAUCAAUAUAAAGACACUUUGUUAUGUCUCCUUCAUGCUCUUCACACCACACUAAUUUUCUUAAGUGAUAGCAUUUCCAACAGUGUUUCCUCCAUUUCUCUUCAAUUACGCACAUUGUAUGAACUAUGUACUACAUGAAAAUUUCUACUUUUUGCAUAAAAUGUGUGCUGCUCUGCUUUGGUUGCAUUUUUUGUAAUUCAUAUGAGUCUCUAUUUUAUUUACAUUCUUUUUUUAUUCCCCGCAGUUUUACUUACUUUCUUUUGUAUUCCCCUCAGUUUUACUAUAUUUCCUUUUCUUCCUUCAUUCCUCUCAAUUUCAAUAUCUAUGUUUUCUGCAAUUUGUUUUCAUUCAAGAGUAUACAUGAAACCAAACAACAAACACAAAAAGAGUAAAGAAUAAAACUACAUAUCUGUAUUCAAAAAAGAAACAAUUAUCAUGUUGCUACCAUAUUUAUAAUUUCUCUCUCUUAAUCUGAAGAUUAAUCCUACUUAAUUAUAUCAGUGUGUCAUCAUUAUGUUACAAUCCCGCACACAGAAUAACUGAAGCCUUCUAUACAGCUUUGCCAAUUCGCAACGUCACCACAACCUAUGUUCCAAAAUAUUAUAUAGAUGGAAUAAAAGAGAAAUCAGGGUUUUGUUCUCUUCCUUUUUGCACAUGUAUGAUGUCACACAGCACAAUGUUGUUACAUCAUGGUGCAAAGCCAACAUCCAGUACCAGUAGCUUCAGUUGAUCCCCUUAUGCAAGGGGUCUUCUUUAAAGACAAUGUAAUACUUUCAUUGCAAUGGUGGCUUUUCUAAAACUGCAAAUGCCCACUGCAUCUAGAUUAUUAAAGAUAUAUUCAGUAAAUAAAAAGUUUAUCUAUAAUCCAGAACUCACCCAUUUUAUUGAUUUUGUAUCAAUAUCCGCCAAAUAUACAUAAAUGUUAAUUCUCAGUACAGUCUGCAAAUCUUAGAACUCAAACGGGAGUGUGCUUCAGUAUUGCACCUAUGCAGUUCCGCUCAAACAGAGUAAGUGUUCUUCUUCAUUUUAUUAAACAAGAGAGUGAGGAAAUUCACUUUCACAUCUCUGCCAUGAGACAGUAUGCUGUAAACCCAGUGAUUAAAAUGCUUGUUUUAUGCUAAGAUUUUGUCCAAAUCUAACAGACUACCCGGCGGAGAAUUAUUUUGGCUGUUUCUUCCCAUGUGGUGUGGGAAUAUCGCAGUUUCCCUUAGCCCAUUACCAAACAGUGAAAAUGAGGUUAUGAGAUACCAUCAGUGAUACGUAGUUGGAAUACAGAAUCAGAACUAAGGAACUAGCAGUAAUAAAAUUUAUCAAUGACCAAAGUAAAAAUCAUAAAGAAUGGUCUUGACUGAAGUUGCACUGUACAACUUAACACACAGCUGAGAGAUGGUACAAUAGGGAAAGUGUCAUCCAAACAUUUUAGAAUGUCAGCAUCUGCUUGAUCGAUAUAAGUAUGUACAAACACACUAAACAAUAUUUCCAAGACAAUGUACAGCACAUUUUUACUUUAUCCUCUGUCUUGCUCUUCCCUCCCCAUCCCUCUUUUCUUACCUGCCAAAUCAUGAAAAUCUGAUUUUUCUCCUGACUAGUCCUUUCACUACUGAGAAAAAAAGAGCGUUACAUUUGUCUCAUUAGUCUAUAUUGUAAGCUCUAUUUGUCUGGGUAUUGUUAAAACCUAAAUUAUUUUUCCAUUUCACACUUGUAGGUAAAAAUGUACAAGUUGUCCUUCAACCUUUCACGAAAGCAAUGCAAAUAUUCAAGUAAAUUUUAAAAAGGCAAAAUAUCCACGCUACCAAGAUUCCGCAAAUGUCAAAACUCUUUCCCGCGAAUAGUUGACGGUGACGUUCUGCUUCAUUCCAUUCCAUUCUGUUGGCAUUUCAGUGUUAAUCGACUUAAAACAGGCAGAACAAAUUUAAUGGUUGUACUAGUUUGUAAAGAUUGUAAAAAUUAAAAGCAUAGAGGGAGGAAGAAGUAAUCGAUUCACAGGGAAUUUCCAAAUCACAUUCAGUCUCCACUUCUAGAUUAUUGUAAUAGAUCCUGCAAGGAUCUGAGAGAACAAACAACACACAAUUCCCUCAGAUCCUGAAAGAAUGCUUGCCAUUGUUCUUCAUCUCUGCUGCUACCUACUGGUUUAGACACAGCACAUUUACACAAAAGAAGUCAACAUUACGCCACCACAAGCCACCGUAGGUUGUGUACCAUUGUCACCCCCCCCCCCCCCCCCCCCCCGUCUCCCCCCUUUCAUUCCUGUAGCAAAUGAUGCGCAGGAAGAACAACUUUUUGUAAGCCCCCACCUUAGCUCAGAUCUGUCUAACUUUACCUUCAUGGUCUUUUUGUGAGAUAUACAAACGAGUAAUCAGUAUACAGGUUCAUUUUUCUAUGAAGAUAUUCUUUUGGGUUUUCAAUAGUAAACCACAACACACUUGCACUUCCUGAACAAGCAAGUGGUGAAGGAUGCUGAGCUCUUCUUUGAAUGUUACCUCCCUGCUACAUUAUUUACAAUUGGUAAGAGCUAUAGAGAUGGAUGAGGAGUACUUGUGAAUCGUGAGUUUGAAAAUGGUUCCUCUGCCGAGAAAUGAGUCUGCUCUUCCCCCACCUUUGAUUGACCUGGCCUUACGCCCCAACUGGAACAAAGCAGAAGUGUGUGCAGAAAUUUGAAAACUGUGUGCCAGACUGGGACUCGAACCUGCUGAGCUAUCACAGAACGACUCACAUUCCGCUCUCAAGGCUUUUAUUUUCUCCAGUACCACUUCUCUGACCUCCCUGAACAAGACUGUUCUGGAUACAAUGUGGGGCUGUCACUUCUAGAAGAAAGGAUAGACAAGAGAAGUGGCUAGGCUGCAGCUGAGGCAAUGGCUUCACUCCACUGUGUAAUCAGGAAUUAUACAGAAGCUACUAAUCAUGAGGUGUACAAUUUAAUAUCCAAUCCCAAGUACAAAUUGCAGUGCAUCUUGGCAACUCUGUGAAUGUGUCGCACAGAUUUGUGGUAAAGGAGUUUUCACUGAUGACUCAAGUACAACCAUUAAGUUUGCUGCUGUAGCUCAUAAUUAUUAGGUCAUACUGUACUGGAACAAACUAUCAUAAGGUUUUAUCAACUUCUGCUGACUGCAAUAGAACAACUCUUAAGUACCAAAGUGUUACAUCGAGUACGUGUUGGAUGGCAGUGUGGAAAAUAACUUGUCCAUACUGCAUUUUUCCUACCAUGGAGGAUAUGCAGUUCUCAAAGUUAUUGACUGAGGCCUCUUGCUGUUCUCAGACUUGUGUUUGUAUGAUCCUCGCCUCUCUAGAGUUUACUGAUGUGGUACAAAACUUAUACCCCUUUAAAUAAAGAAUUCUGACUUUCAGCAGUCGAAGGAACUUCAGUUUGUAUUUUUGUCAGUCUGUAUGUAAUUUAAGAAACUAGGAUGACACCUCAUCAAAUAUUAGAGGUGCUAAGUUGUUGUAUGGCUCAUAAAUGAGAGAAAGAACUUUACUAUUAGCUUUAAGAUGAAUCCUCCUCAAGUCCCCUGCCUACUCCACAUUAUACAGCCCCUCAAACAAGUUGUGCUGCUGUGUGCAUGCAAAUGCACGUGUGUGUGUGUGUGUGUGUGUGUGUGUGUGGGCGCGCGCGCGCAAGAGAGAGAGAGAGAGAGAGAGAGAGAGAGAGAGAGAGUGGGGAAUUGCACUUUGGGAUUUGUCUGGAAGCUAGGAAAUUCCUCUCUUUCCUUUAUGUGCCUUUUGACAACUCAGUGUCUCUAAUAUUCAGGUGGUGUUUCCCUUAUUGCUUGAAUUAUUUAUAUUCCCCCCAAGACCUUCCAUUACCAGUUUUGUCAGUCUGGACGGGAAGGGGGGAAUCUUGUACAAAUGUGGGCAUCGUAAAAAUUGCCAUUGCUUUUAUCCACUGUCCAUUGGCGACUGAGUAUAUGGUGAACUAAUUUUAAGAAGUUGGUGGUAGGUCACCUUUCGAUAUUCUAAUAUGUGCUGUGUUUGAACAUAACAGUUCUCAUUUUUUAGUGUUUAUAGUAAAAUGAUUUUUUAAAAAAAAAUCUUAAAGUAAAAGGACAUUGAAUGUGAGCAGAAAGUGGCCUCUGUUUGCCCAGAAAUUUAAAAAAUAAUGAAAGUAAUCUUUUAUACAUAUUGUUGAACACCCGGCCUGUUUGAUCAGCAGUGACCAGUUUUUCCUCCCUUUUGUCUCUGCAACCACUUCUCCCUACAUUUGAUAAUUUGUGUAAAUCGCAGUGGAGAGGUGAGUCUGCUGUGUUGAUGAAACUGUAUUCCAUCAGUCGGCUCUUCCCCUUUGCCCGAGGCUGUACAGUUUUCUGUACACACAAUAUCAGGGAUGUCGGGCACACAAGAAUGGCUACGAGAUGGCGGUGCCAAACUAAGCAGAUGAUAUUGUCUGUAGAAUCACUGUAUAUUAGUAUUUUGUUAUUCUGACUGUAGAGAUUUCAGUUUCAUCUGUACAAAACUGUGUAAGCAGUCACUACCUCUGUCUGAAAAGCACAGGUACUCAGUGCUUUUUAUGCUGCCUGCAGCGUUUGUGGGGGCAGUAGGUUCUCCCAUCCCCCCUUUUGUGCACAUAGUCAUUUGUAAUGCUCCAUAGAGAGCAGUUCAUCAUUUCCACAACAACAAAAGACUUAUUUAAUUUUCUCUCUCUACUGCCAAUACCAGUUACCUUAAUUCAUACUUUUUCUAUAUAUUUUAAUUGUCUGACUGCUUGAUUACUUUGUUAAAUAAAGUACAUAAUCUGACAACA